UGUUACAAUGUUUACUGUUUCCAACAUGAAUGUAUUGUAAUGUGCAGAACAAUGCCGGUCCGGUGGUUAUAGCUUGGAGAACUUUCCAGUUCAUCAGCCCCAUCAUCACCUACAUGCGUGGGGGAUCCCAGCAGGUGGUGGUGAGGAUGCACCACGUGAGUAGGGUGAGAGGCCUGGAGACUCAACUGGUGUGGGCCAUCUCCAAGGAGACAGCCAGGCUUUGCCCAGAGGGCAUCCCCUACUGUGCCACCAAAGUGCAGUCCAUCACUUGGAUCCAGCGUGUGGCUGGCAGGGUGACCCACUAUGCGUCUCACCUCCGCCACGAGACGUCUGUGGACGUGACGCUUGGCUGCUACCAGCAGACUGAUGUCUCAGUGGUGUACACCACUCUCCACAUGGGGCUGGACGAGCUUCUCUCCUCUUCAGCGUGGUCGGAGGCUGCCUCCUUCUCUACGCCCACCACUCAGCACUUCACUGACCCAGAGCCUGAGGGCCACAACUGCUAUGAGGGCUGGGAGAAGGACCUGCUGCCUGAGGAGAGGGAGGUUCCUCUGCUAAACCUCUACCUUACCACCAAGAGAGUGGAGGACAUCGCCCUGAGGCUCGUCUCCCUGCGCCAGGCCUUCACUGACGAGGCCAAGUUCAUAAGUACCUAUAACGACUUUGUGGACUACCUGAGUGACCCCUCCAAGCGGAAUGACAUUGAGAGGGAGCUGGCUGAGGCAAAGAUCCAUCAUAUGAACAUGAUAGAUGUCCUCUUUGAGCUGGUGCUGUUUGGGUUGAUGACAGCUCAGAAGUCCCUGAUGGUGCACCCUGGUGGGUUCGUGGAGCGUCUGUACGCUCUCCUGUACUCCUUCCUGCCCACUGCUGCCAACAUGGAGCCAGAGGCUGACAGAUACCUGCUGCAGCUCAGUGUAAGGGUCUAGGUUACUUCCAUAUUCUUAGUGUACUUCCUUACUCAUGGUUUACAGGGUUUCAAUGCCAUUUUAGGGGGAGUAUUUCUGAUUGUCUCUCUCCUCUUGAUAAGCUAGUAACUCAGAGCCAUUUUCUGUGUGUUGUGUGGUGUUCUCUUCAGGGCGGGCUGAUGGCUCUGCUAGAUGACAUGUUUGGCCAGCAGCUGGCCUGGUACUUUAACCCAGAGUCUCUGGUCACUGAGCUCUCCAGCCUCCUGGAGUACCACUUGGAGAACCUCAUGGCCAGCAUGUAGUCCUACUGCAGGGACCAUACUCCUUUCUCCUUCUCUCUCUCUUUUGAAGGAAUUGAGGACUAAGUGCUUUGUUGAACCCUGAUUAGUUUUUAACACCCAUUAAUUUAAUGUAUUCUCUUGUUUUCUCUCCCCACAGGAUUCUUGUGACACUUUGCCACCCAACAGGGAUCGAGACACCAAUGCACUACAUUACUUUGCAUUGAUUUUUACAUUUUUAAAUAAAAUAAGUUGUAGUUC
This is a messenger RNA of Oncorhynchus mykiss (rainbow trout), 1444 nucleotides long. The record is from RefSeq and is a predicted model, not a curated record. NCBI's taxonomy places the organism in Eukaryota, Metazoa, Chordata, Actinopteri, Salmoniformes, Salmonidae.